Myotis lucifugus (little brown bat) is the source of this 2619-nucleotide messenger RNA. RefSeq names its product chromatin target of PRMT1 (gene CHTOP). The record is from RefSeq and is a predicted model, not a curated record. Lineage: Eukaryota; Metazoa; Chordata; Mammalia; Chiroptera; Vespertilionidae. Bases 693 to 1514 code for a protein of 273 amino acids. The transcript has 7 exons.
CGCUCAACCACUGAGCCACACCGGCCGGGCCCGCGUAAAGCAUCUUAGACGCUCUGCCUUAGUUUGGGGAAGCGAGCAGACGCGCGAGGAAAUACGAACACGAUUUCCACGGGGAACAAAUCCGCUCCGAGGGGCCCAGAUCUCGUACUAACAACCCCGCCAGGAAUAAGAACCUCCAAAUGCGAGGCCUUGGCCACGCCCCUCUGUGGGCGAAGCACCGCGAGCUCUCAGAAGGGGGCUUCGCUAAAGCCCCGCCUUCUCUCUACGGCUCCGCCCCGAUUCCCGCGCAGGCGUAGCACAAACCUCCCCGCCCCCUAGUUGUGCGCAGAUCUGACGUAUGACGUAAUUGCGUCGACGCCAUUUUAGCCGGUCCCACUCCGCACUGGGCGUGGCGGCCAUUUUGUUUGGGCACCGAGCGGGAGUUGGUGGCAGCGGUUGCGGUGGCACCGACGAAAGGCAGGAAAGGGCAGGCCGUGUGGGCAGGUGGACCGGCUGAGCCCAGCAGACAGCCAGCCAACAGCGAACUGACCUAGCAGCCUACCACUUACGCGUCUAGCCAACCAAACCCGUUCACCCGAGCCCCUUCACCAUCAACUCAGGUUCGGCCGGCCCCCGGCCCGCCUUCCGCAGCCGUCGUGGCAGCCCCGGGAGGAGCACUGGCGUCCUUUUCCUUCGAUCCUCGGGAUUUGAAGAUGGCUGCACAGUCAGCACCGAAAGUUGUGCUAAAAAGCACCACCAAGAUGUCUCUAAAUGAGCGCUUUACUAAUAUGCUGAAGAACAAACAGCCGAUGCCAGUGAAUAUUCGGGCUUCGAUGCAGCAACAGCAGCAGCUAGCCAGUGCCAGAAACAGAAGACUGGCCCAGCAGAUGGAAAAUAGACCCUCUGUCCAGGCAGCAUUAAAGCUUAAGCAGACUUUAUAUGCAAGUCCGGACAGUGGCUGUGGAAGGAUAUGUCCAAGCUGUGGCUGGGCGUCUGAAGGGCGGUGCCAUGCAACUAAGAGCUUAAAGCAGCGCCUGGGUAAGAGUAACAUCCAGGCACGGUUAGGCCGACCCAUAGGGACCCUGGCCAGGGGAGCGAUCGGAGGACGAGGCCUACCCCUAAUCCAGAGAGGCUUGCCUAGAGGAGGACUACGUGGGGGACGUGCCACAAGAACCCUGCUUAGGGGCGGGAUGUCGCUCCGAGGUCAAAACCUGCUCCGAGGUGGACGAGCCGUAGCUCCCCGAAUGGGCUUAAGAAGAGGUGGUGUUCGAGGUCGUGGAGGUCCUGGGAGAGGGGGCCUAGGGCGUGGAGCUAUGGGUCGUGGCGGAAUCGGUGGUAGAGGUCGGGGUAUGAUAGGUCGGGGAAGAGGGGGCUUUGGAGGCCGAGGACGAGGGAGAGGUGCCCUUACUCGCCCUGUACUGACCAAGGAACAGCUGGACAACCAAUUGGAUGCAUACAUGUCGAAAACAAAAGGACACCUGGAUGCAGAGUUGGAUGCCUACAUGGCACAGACAGAUCCUGAAACCAAUGAUUGAAGCCUGCCUUCCCUCCUCUGAGAGACUUGUUAAAAAGUUACCACAUCUGUAAAUAACCUUGAGAUGACAGAUGAGAAGAGCCUACCUGACUGAUGCUGGAAGGACCUAUCACAAUAGACUAUGGACUUACUUGCCACCAGUGUGUGCAUUUAGUGUGUUCCUUUUACUUUUUUGAUAACUAUUGUAUGAAACCCUUUUUUCCUCUGAUUUGGGUUUGGUUUCGUUUUGUUGUUUGGGUUGGUUGGUUUGUUUUUUCCUUCUCCCAGACUUCUCUGUGAACAUGAAUAUGUUGGCCUUCUUUCCACCUCUGCCUCCCCUCACCUGCCAUAUAUGCUUUGACUGUCUAACAUUUCCUCUGUUCAUCUCUCUCUUCUCUGAAAGUCCCAGAAAGAAUCCAUUCAAUGUUCCUCCCUGAUGCCUAGGUGUCUAUAAUGCAGUUCUGUUCUUUAUCACUUUAAUAGCCACUUAGAAGUGGUUAGAAAAUCUGGAGUUCAAAAAUGCAUUCUGCCACGUUGAUAUUUUAAUAUAGUAAAUUAGGAACAUUGGCCUAGCUACAGUGUCACAUGACAGGUUAUGCAUGGUAGCAGCUCUGAUUUGAUGGAAGUUGCUACCAUGUGCAUUGAUACCACAUAUGUGAGCUGGUUUGGGUGUGUGCAUUAUUUCUACCAUGGAAUAAGAUUUAUAAACUUGCCUCUUGGCUUUGCAUCAUGUCCAAAGGGGUGCCAUUGGGUUGGCUUACACCUGCAGUAGAGAGGGAAAGGCCAUUGGUUAAGCAGAUGCUUCAGAAGGAAUGGAAGAACUAUGGCAGAUACCUGCUGGGGAGGGGUCAGAAGAUACCCAUGUUGAAUGUAAUUCUUAGGUUUAUCCCAAACCAGUCUUGAGCUUUUCCAUACAUUGGCUUUGUUUGACCCUCUUAUUUCCCUUGAAGGUUUGUAAGUUCAACUAUAUUCUGUCAACUGUUCCAGUUUCAGUAGAAUCUUGUAUUUAUGGUUUAUUAUAACAAGAAAUUGUUCUCUCAAAUCCAGCUAGGACUUUUUAUUUGUUGUGCUCUUGGAAAUGCUAUGGCUACUGUAACACUACCUUAAUAUACCCCUUAUAGAGCUGA